Messenger RNA from Dryobates pubescens (Downy woodpecker), 2558 nucleotides. It is a transcript of the gene TLCD3A, whose product is annotated as TLC domain containing 3A. The record is from RefSeq and is a predicted model, not a curated record. Gene Ontology annotation, biological process: lipid homeostasis. Lineage: Eukaryota; Metazoa; Chordata; Aves; Piciformes; Picidae. The transcript is spliced from 5 exons. Gene Ontology annotation, cellular component: endoplasmic reticulum; membrane. The coding region runs from base 159 to 944 and encodes 261 amino acids.
CUGGCGCCCGGCGGUUCGGGGCGCGUCCCGGCGGCGGGGGCGGCAGAGCCGGGUCGGGCCGAGCAGAGCCAAACCAGCGGGUACCGAGAGGGACCCUCCCGCCGCCCGGCUGCUGUUGACAAGCGGCGGCGGGAGGCAGCUCGGCGACAAUCGUCUCCAUGUGGCGGACGCUGGCCCUCGCCUCCGCCUUCUUCCCGGGGCUCUUCGUCCUCUGCAUCCGGUUACUGCACUGGGCCGCCCCGGGAUGGAGCCUCAAGGACCGCAUCCUCCUCAGCGGCAGGUUGGUGUCAACAGUCCAAGCCACGAUGGCGACAGUGUCAGGGAUCAUGGUUGUCCUUAACUGCAAGGAUGUGGUUCAUGACAGGCACUGGCUAGCCGUGGAGUACAUCUGGGUCCUUGUUCCCUACAUGACCUAUGACAUUUAUGUCAUGUACCUCUGCCACUGGCACAAGAGCCAGGAGAGAGGAGUCGCAGAGAAGAAGCACUCCCUGGCCAGCGUGUGGAACUUCCUUCUGCAGGAGCGGCUGAUGGUGACCCACCACCUCUUCAUCCUCAUCGUGCUCACCCCCAUCACCCAGCACUUCAGGGGAGAGCUGGGGGACUUCUUCGUGGGCUGCAUCUUCAUAGCAGAGCUGAGCACUCCUUUUGUAUCGCUGGGCAAAAUCCUCAUGCAGCUCAAAAUGCAGGACACCCUCCUGCACAAGGUGAACGGAAUCCUCGUCCUGGUGACCUUCUUCCUCUGCCGUAUUCUCCUCUUCCCCUUCAUGUACGCGGCCUAUGGCAGGCAGGUGGGAAUCCCUGUUUACAUGGUGCCCUUCCGCAUCCCCCUGCACUGCAACAUCGCCAACGCCUCCCUCAUCGCCCCCCAGCUCUACUGGUUCCGGCUCAUCUGCCGCAAGGCCGCUCGCCUCUACGGCCGCUCGCCCCCCGACAAGGGCAGAUAAGGGCCCGGCCACGGCAGCCUAGCCUGGGGGCUGGAGAACACUCAGCACCCCCCAGCUCUUCAACUUUCACUGUGGGGACCGGCGCGGGAGCAGAGCAGUGGGAGCAGAGCAGUGGAAGCAGAGCGACACCCCCGGGCUGCUUCAGCUGGAAGCGGCCUCGCCACCUCCGCCGCCGUGCCGGGCAGCACCAGCCUGGGCUAGGAAGGCUUCCUUCCCACGCUGCUCCCAGUGCCUUGUGUCCUCCGUGGGAGCUGGAGAAGGAGCAGCCUUAAACACAACAUUCCUUCUGGGAUCCAGUGCUGCAGCAUCGCACUCAAGGUUACAUGAGAGGGAUUUGUUACACCCCCACUCCACGUCUUUCAGGGCUGACACCUGACACCAGCACAGCGUGGCGUGGAGGUGACGCUGGAGUGUGCCCAGCCCCACGCAGCAGCCCCACACAGCCGUGUGCUGGACCUGCUGCUGUCCCAGCUCACCUCUCUGGCUCCAUUUUACAGCCUCCAGCUGAGAGCAGAGCCAGGCCUGGGGGCUGCAGCAGGGUUCUGCACAGCCUGUUCCUGACCUGACUUCCACAUCCCAACCAUGUUCAGCCUCUUACCUCCUGCUGCUGCUGGGCUCAAACUCAUUUACUCCACUUAACCCAAAGGUGCUUUUCACUACAACAGUCUGGUGUCUGUGUCUGACAGUCCCAGGGGAGGAUGGCUCCAGUGUCCCCAGCAGGCUAGGGGGGAGAGAAGCUCACACCAGGACAGAAAAAUGGUUACACUGUCUUAGAGCAAUGCUGGCAGGGCAGAGCACCCAUGGCUGAAGGGCAGGAUGGGGACAAGAGACUAGAUCCUCAUCUCACCAACACUCAGAUCACUGUGCAGAGCUUUUCCUUGCAGGCAGGAGGACAACUUUCUACCCUGCCUUCUAACCACAGGUGCUUUUUAGCUGCCCUGCACCUUCACAAUGGGUAUUUAAAAUACCUGGUACAGCCUGAGCUCUGGUUCUACACUCCAUCCCUCCUGCCCCAUGAUGAGUUGAGGGAGAGAACUGGGGCAGCGCAGGAGGAACCAGCAAACCGUGGGAUGGAUGCUCAGCUGUGUCCUUCACCAGCUCAGUCCAGUUACAGCAAAGUGGGUACAGACUUCACACCACAAGGCUCAGAAGCCUUGCAGGUGUGUGCAAGUCAGCCAGCAGCAGUUUGGUUCCUUCCCUGCAGCUCCCACGCUUGCUCCAGGACAGGUACUACACCAGUGUGGCCCCAGCAGCCCCUCGUGCCUGGAGACCUGUGGAUACUUUGUGCCUUUGAUUCUGUCUAAAACCAAGGGCUCAGCUCUGGCAGACCUGGUUCUUUUGGGUAUUGGAACUUCUCCCAGCCACAGCUGUGUUCUGGAAGGAGUAAAGCAACGGGCCUCUUCCAACCCAGGGUUGGGUAUUGCACAAACAUAACUGUUACACUAACGACCGAGACCAGCUUAUGUCCAAAACCGCUUGCAACCCGUUCCAGAUGUUUGUAUCUCGCUGUUUCCAUUGCAAAUAACGUGCCUUAGGGAUGGACACACACACAGAGCCAAGGAGGCACCUCAGUUUGCACUAACACUGCCCCAGUUACUAUCAGGAGACCAAUAA